AUGGCUGACCCUCGGCUGCGGGCCAGCGUCGCUGGCUGCGGAGGAGCUGGGCAGCAGGGCACCGUCUCCAGGCUUGACUGUCUGAACUCAGCAGCCCCGUGCAGGCUGCUGCUGCCUCUGCCAUGCUCAUUCUGCCCCACUGGUCUCCCUGGGGGACGUUGCUCCCCCGCGCUGCCUGCCCCUCACCCCACACACCACAAAGGGGAAGUUAGCGAGAAAGGAAGUCUCCCCGCGCACUCACUCCGCUUCAGCGGCCACCACUCCCCAUUACCGGCACCGCUGCCUUCUGCACACAGCCCUGCCAGGCCGGCUGGGCCCAUGGAGACCCCUAUGAAGGCCGGGAUCCUCUAUGUCCAGCACUUGAAAUUUGGAAAGAAGUCCUGGAGGAAGGUGUGGGCCCAGCUCUUUGCCAACAGCCCCUGUGGCAUUGCCCGGCUGGAGACAUGCGAAGUGCGGAACGACGGCUCUGGUCCAGAGAAGGCAUCCCUGCGGAGGUGUGAGCGCCGGGUCAUCCGGCUCGCAGACUGUGUCUCUGUGGGGCCCGCAGACGGCCACAGCUGCCCCAAGGGCACGGCUGCCUUCUCCCUGAACACCAUGGAGAAGAGCUACAUGCUGGCAGCCGAGCAGCGGGACGGGUGGAUAGCACAGCUCAGCCAGCUGGCCUUCCAGUGCACUAACGAGCCAGCACCUGGCAGCACCAGGGACCCCCCUGGACCUGAUCUCCACGUGGAGGAAAACACCCUCUACUCAUCCUGGCAGGACUUGAACGAGUUCCUGGUGCUGGUGCACAGGACGGAUGCCUCCGCCAGGUGCGGCCUGAGUGGGCACUACCUGCUGGCCGCCUUGCCCAAGGGACUUGUGCUGAAGACCCCCCAGUCCCGCCAGUCCCUCCUCACCUGGCCCUACCCCUUCCUGCGCAAAUUCGGCCACGACAAGGCCCUGUUCUCCUUCGAGGCAGGCCGCCGCUGCGACUCGGGCGAGGGCAUCUUCACCUUGGCCACCAGCCGGGCCGCGGAGCUGUGCAACCUCGUCUCCGCAGCCAUCGCCCGCCAGAGCAGCAGCCUCCUGGGCAGGAGCAGCCCCCAAGCGCCGGAGCCUCUGGGCUCCAGGCAGGGAAUGGAGCCCAGGCUGCGGAGCUCCCAGAGCCUGGAGGAAGCGCUGCCCCCCUGGGCCCUGGAGGGUGCAGGGAGGCCGUCCCUCCCUGCGGGGCUUUGUCCAGAGAGCGGACAGGCCCUGCCCUGCACCCUGGAGUUGGGGGGCUGUGCAGGGGCAGGAGCUGAGACCCCCAUCGUCUAUGCCUCCAUCCACAGAGGCCUGCAGCCCCCGCUCGAGCCCUGGGGAGAGGCCAAGGUGGAGCAGGGAGUGGCCAGGGCGUUCUGCGGGCAGGGACUCCGGCUUUCGGAGCAUCUCUACGAGAACCUCUACACCCUGGGCCGCUCCUGCUCCGUGGAGGGGGAGGGGUCCUCACUCCUGGGCUCCAGGGGCUCCCCGGAAGGGAGCAGCACCAACCAGGCCCCCAUCUACGACAACAGCUGCAUGGUGUCCAAGCGCUGGAGCAGCCCCCUGGCUCCCAGCACGGGGCCCAGCCCCUCCCUGGAGGCCCAGUACAGGCGGCUGCUGGAUCAGGAGGGGCAGGAGCGGGGCGAGGAGGAGGAGGGGGAGGAAGAUGCUCUAGUCAGCUCCCUCCCGCAGGCCACAGUUAACAGUGGCUUCAGGAAGCUAGUCACCCUCCUAAGCCAAGAGGUAGCCCCCAAGGUGCCUGGCAAGAGCUCCAGCAGCCUGGACAGGGCCUAGCCCCCCUGCUGGGCAGCUCUGGGCACAGGCUGGCGGUGAGGGGGGCACGCAGCCUGCAUCUCCCCCUACGCUGAGAUUCACCCUAGCCCUGAGCACACGGCUGGGUCAGCCAAGGGCAGCCCCCAGCUCUCCCCUGCCCUGCCUGAGCCCGAACCCCGGGAGAGAAGGCUGGCCCAGGACUCCUGGGUUACUCAGGCAGGUGCCUGGGUGAGGCUCAGUCAUUCCAGCGGGAUGGUGGCUGCUCCCAAGCCUGGCAUAGGCUGACUCUGCCCUUGGCACCUGGGCCCCUCCGCAGGGACAGGGACAGAUUCUGCACAGGCCUGGCCUGGCCUUCCCCUUCGAAGGUGUGGGAGGGAGGGAUGGAGCCAGUGUGGCCUCAUGCAUGCCCUCAGCACAGGGCGCCAGGGCUGGGGUGGCUGGGGCUGGGUCGCAUGAACGGGCUGUGCCCGGUGGGUGAUGGGGAGAGGUACCCUGCCGGGAGGGUGGGUCACAUGGCAGCUGCCUGGCACAGGCUCCCCAGAGGUGCUCAAACGGCAGGGGAAGGUCUGAGCGUGGCUGGGGGCAAGGCUGGCUGCUGCAGGUCAGGGAGACAGCCGGGGCUCCCUGUUCUCAUCGCUCCGCUGCCCCGCAGCUGGCAGCCAGUGCACUCCAGGCGGGCUAGGAGCAGGCAGGUGCUGCUGACACUAACGCUGCCGUGGAGCGUGGCCGCCUGGGGCAGCCCAAUGGCCCGCCCCGGGUCCUGUCUGCCACCACUUCCGAGGGAGCGAACAGAACAGGGUGAGUGUGAGCAAUUCGCACCCUGGACUCCAGCCCCGGGUGCUGGCAGUCAGAGGUUAGGGACACCUGGAGUGUGGGGUUUGGUCCCUGCCCAUCCUGGCUAACAGCCUUUGAUGGACCUGUCUGCCAUGAAUUUACCUAGUUCUUUUUUCAACCCUGGUAUAGUUUUGGCCUUCACAACAUCCUCUGGCAAAGAGUUCCCCAGGCUGACUGUGCGUUGUGUGAAGAAGUACUUCCUUUUGUUUGUUUUAAACCUGCUGCCUGUUAAUUUCCUUGGGUAUCCCCUGGUUCUUGUGUUAUGAGAAGUAAAUAACAUGUCCCUAGUCA
Molecule: messenger RNA, 2898 nt
Organism: Caretta caretta (loggerhead turtle)
Lineage: Eukaryota; Metazoa; Chordata; Testudines; Cheloniidae
Gene: DOK3
Product: docking protein 3
Biological process (GO): cell surface receptor protein tyrosine kinase signaling pathway; Ras protein signal transduction; positive regulation of MAPK cascade
Cellular component (GO): cytoplasm
Source: RefSeq, a predicted model, not a curated record